This is a messenger RNA of Aureobasidium pullulans EXF-150, 3269 nucleotides long. RefSeq lists its product as uncharacterized. Bases 15 to 3269 code for a protein of 1084 amino acids. The transcript has 4 exons. Gene Ontology annotation, cellular component: mitochondrion; cytosol. The record is from RefSeq and is a predicted model, not a curated record. Gene Ontology annotation, biological process: cellular oxidant detoxification; cell redox homeostasis. Lineage: Eukaryota; Fungi; Ascomycota; Dothideomycetes; Dothideales; Saccotheciaceae. Gene Ontology annotation, molecular function: peroxiredoxin activity; protein binding.
CAAUCACAUUCAAGAUGUCCCAGAGACCUGAGCCCCUCCGCCUCGGCAGCGUUGCCCCCAACUUCGAUGCCGACACCACUAACGGCCCCAUCAACUUCCACGAGUUCAUUGGAGACAAGUGGGUGAUUCUGUUCUCUCACCCUGAGGACUACACUCCCGUCUGCACCACUGAGCUCGGCGCCUUCGCCAAGCUCGAGCCCGAGUUCACCAAGCGUGGUGUCAAGCUCAUCGGUCUCUCCGCCAACACCGUUGACAGCCACGGUGGCUGGAUCAAGGACAUCGACGAGAUCAGCGGCUCCAGCCUCAAGUUCCCCAUCAUUGGUGACAAGGAGCGCCAGGUCGCUCUCGCCUACGACAUGCUCGACCACCAGGACGCCACCAAUGUCGACUCCAAGGGCAUUGCUUUCACCAUCCGCUCUGUCUUCAUCAUCGACCCCAAGAAGACCAUCCGCACUAUCCUCUCAUACCCUGCCUCCACUGGUCGCAACACUGCUGAGGUCCUCCGCAUUGUCGACUCUCUCCAGACUGGUGACAAGCACAGAAUCACCACCCCUAUCAACUGGGUUCCCGGUGACGACGUCAUUGUCCACCCCUCGAUCAAGACUGAGGAGGCCCAGAAGAUCUUCCCCAAGGUCAACAUCGUUAAGCCUUACCUUAGAUUCACUACUCUUCCCAAGGAGGAGACCAGCUCGAUUGCUCAACUCUCUGUCGCAAGCCACUUGUCCGGCACAUCGAGACGGGAUGACUAUGAGUCUUCCUCGGAGAUGGAUGCGAUGAGCCAUGCUUCCGGUCACCCCGGUCGCUCGACAACAGGCUCACCUGUUCCUCCUCAGACACCGAGUGCGGGCUCGGCUACAGCAAAUUUGUCUGGACUUGUGUGUAACGUACAUCGCACCACCGGAAGAGAGCCUCAUCCGCUCGUAGGAGCUACUACCACAAUUCUCGGUGACAAGUUAUACGUUUUUGGAGGUCGCAAAAUCUCAAAAUCUCGUCCUACUUUGACUUCAGAUCUUUACGAGCUUGACCUUCCCCGCAGACAUUGGUCCAAGAUCGAGACCAAAGGCGAUGUUCCGCCUCCUAGAUACUUCCACAGCGUAUGCUCUCUUGGAGACAACAAGCUGGUUUGCUACGGAGGCAUGUCGCCCGAAGGCGGUCCCGCCGCUCAGAAUGAGUCUCCAGACGCUCAGGUCAGCGUCAUGUCUGAUGUGCACGUGUACGAUAUCCCUUCACAUACAUGGACGAAGAUCAGCACAGGAGAGGCUCCUCAGGGCCGUUAUGCUCAUUGCGCCGCCAUUCUUCCCUCUGGAGCCGUCUUCGCCUCCUCUAACGCGCCUCUAUCCGCUAUACACCACAAUCCUUCUGGUCCUCAACCGAACUCGGGCUCAAUUGGUGUGGAACUGGAUGGAAGGGGUGGUGCGGAGAUGAUCGUCGUGGGAGGUCAGGACAGCAACAACCAAUACAUUGAACAGAUCAGUGUUUUCAAUCUCCGCAGUCUGAAAUGGACCUCGACUAAGCCCAUGGGUGGUCGUAGCUGUGGAGCAUACAGAUCUGUCGUCACACCUCUGGUCAGCAUGGAGAGUACUAAGGUUGGUGCAGGCCACGAGGCUUCAAUGGACGAUUACGAUGAUGACGACGAAGAUGAUGACACAGAGCUUAAUGCUUCCGGUUCAGCAAUGCUCAUCUAUACCAACUACAACUUCUUGGAUGUCAAGCUCGAGCUACAGGUCCGCAAUCGUGAUGGCACUCUUGUCGAUAAGCAGAUGCAGGGCACAGUAACGCCCCCUGGACUUCGCUUCCCCACAGGCGGUGUUAUCGGUAACAACUUUGUUGUAGCCGGCACAUUCUUGACAUCUUCAAAACAAGAGUUUUCUCUAUGGGCUCUGGAUCUUCGCUCAUUGACAUGGGCACGCAUCGAUAGUGGCAGUAGCAUCUUUAGCCAAGGAAGCUGGAACAGAGGUGUUCUAUGGGAGCGCAGAAACUCCUUCAUCAUCCUUGGAAACCGCAAGCGCAACCUGGUGGAUGAUUAUAACAAUCGUCGUCUAAACUUCAACAACAUGUGCGUGGUGCAGCUCGAGGCAUUUGGUUUGUACGACAACCCCAGAAAAGCCUGGCCUACAUCAGAUUACAUGUCAGCUAGCGCGCCGCAAUACCAGCCAGGCUCCGAAGGCUCGGCAGGUGGUAGAAGGCUAUACAGUGGUGCUGAGGAGCUGGGCGAGAUGAUGCUUCAGUCGCGUGAGCUUUGCGAUAUGGACUUCCUCGCUAUUGACGGCACUCGUCUCCCUGUCAAUUCACGCCUUGUUGGACGCAGGUGGGGUCCUUUCUUCAAUCAGCUCGUACGCGAAAGUGCUGGGCCCAACGAAAGUGGCGAGACUGCAACUCUCAGACCUGCCACAAUGGCGUCUCGCAACUCUAGCAUCACCAUCACGCCUACACUUACUUCCAAUGGAUCAACCCUCACAGCCAACAGCAUGACCGGUACCACAAUGACGUUAGAGCCCGCUGAUGUUAGAAACAUGCCGCCUAAUUCUCGUCCAAGAACUUUGUAUCUUCCCCACACAGUCCCGGCGCUUCAAGCACUUAUCCACUAUCUAUACACUGGCUCUCUUCCCCAGCAGCCUUCGCAUCUUGCAACACCUCAGAUCUUCUGCUCUCUGCUUCAGCUUGCUCGACCAUACGAGAUCGACGGCUUGGCUGAAGAAGUGACAGAGAGAUUACAUGAGACAUUGGAUGGUCGUAAUGCUGCAGCCAUCUUCAAUGCUGCAGCUAUGGCUGCUGGUGGCGGCAAGGGUGUCGCCUUCAAGGACAUUGGUACCAGUGUUCACCCACCUCGUGUACAGAGCCUUGCUGGUAUCGAGGGAUUGUCUCUCAAUGGUAACGGUGGUGGACGUAAUCCACUGCGUGUCGAUACCGAGAUGGCCAAUGGCCGCACCACACGUACCACUCUUCGUGGAGAAAGUUUGACCGAAGAGGACGAGGACGUGCCAGACUCGGCCUCCACCACUGGUUCAGCAUACAGCGUAACAAGCAGCCGUCAUGGAAGUCGCGACGAUGAGGAGGUUUGGGAUGGUGGUCAAAGCCAUGUUAUCGGUCUUCAGAAGCGCGGACUACGUGGUCUCAUGGAAGGUCGUCGCAUCCGUGAGAGAGGACGUAGUGAUGGUACAGGCACCGCAGGUAGUAUCACUGGCAGCAGCGUCACUGGUGGAAGUGUGGCUAGUGGCAGCAUAAGUGGACCAUCGGAUCCCAAGGGCCUUGGCUUGGGUAUCUCAUAG